Molecule: messenger RNA, 1888 nt
Organism: Bipolaris sorokiniana ND90Pr
Lineage: Eukaryota; Fungi; Ascomycota; Dothideomycetes; Pleosporales; Pleosporaceae
Exons: 3
Coding region: 376-1707 (443 amino acids)
Biological process (GO): macroautophagy
Cellular component (GO): fungal-type vacuole membrane
Source: RefSeq, a predicted model, not a curated record
CAGAGUGGGAACCCUCGAAAAGAAAGCAACUAGGCCCGGGGACUUCCAAAUCUAGUCAGUGGCAUCACUACAAUCACUGUGCUGCGCCCCGAUCACAACCUCUCGAGAAGGAACAACAGCAUCGGUUACAGAGUCGUAGAUGUCAUUCUCUCAGCACCAUGUACCACUUGAGAUUGCAGGCGUUGGUAGGAUUGGUGUUGUAUAUUUUAUAGUUAGCGGAUGAACAAAACAUGUAUAUAAAGGAGAAGCAGCAGCAUCACCAAGAACCUCACACACCAGUACACAACCAAACAAUCAAGCUUUCUCUUCUCUCCACUACCAAUCACUUUUCUUCUCCCUUCCCCAUACUCUAACUAUCCCUAUAAACCCUCAACCAUGCGCUCAUCCCGCAUCUGGGCCUCCGCCCUCACUCUCAGCACCACCCUCGCCCAAGGCGACCUCGCCGCCCUCCUCUCCUCCCAACCCGACCUCAGCGAACUUCUCACCCUCGUCUCCCUCAUCGAUGGCCUCGCACCCACCCUCUCCUCCGCCACAAACAUCACCAUCUUCGCCCCUACAAAUGCCGCUUUCGCUGCCGUCCCUCGCGACAUCCCUGAGGGCCAGGCCAUCGAGUUCAAAAACGACACUGCGGCUAUUGGGGCGCUGCUUGCGAAUCACGUCUUCAAGGGGGUGUAUCCGGCAGAAGUGAUAGGGGAGAUCCCGACGUUUGCGCAGACGCUGCUGAAUGGCUCAUAUGUUAAUGCUAUUCAACCUUUUUCAGAUUUUACGGGCGGAGCGUAUAAUGGGCUUGUGAAGAAUGGGGAGGAGGUGUGUGUGUUGAGUGGGGAGCAGACGGUUUCGACCGUGACUGAAGCAGAUAUUAAACUCGGCGAAGGCAUUACGAUUCAUAAGGUUGAUACGGUACUUUCCUUUGGCGCCCCCUUCCAACUCUUCACCUACCGCGCUGGCUACACCGCCAUGAACAGCGCACUCCAAGCAGCCCAGCUCGCCAUCGACUUUGGGCUCAACGGGCCCGAUCAAGUCGGGCUGAACAUCUCCGACUUUACAAUUUUCGUCCCGGAUAACGCAGCGUUUGAAAAUAUCGGAUCCAUUCUCGCCACCGCAGACAAAGAGACGCUGCAGACGGUGCUGAAACACCACAUCAUACCCAAAAACGUCAUCUUCUCGCCUAGCCUGGGUAAUGUGACGGUGAAGAGUAUGGCGGACGAGGACUUGGUGUUUACGGUGCUGCCGGAUGGCAGUGCGUGGGUGAAUGGAGCCAAGAUUACGUUUGUGAAUACGAUCUUGUAUAAUGGGGUGGCGCAUGUGAUUGAUGGUGUCCUAAAUCCCCUCGCGCCAUUCGACCGCGCAUCACUUCACCCAGAAGCGCCAGCAGCUGAACGCACAGCGUUUCUCAGUGCAACCCGUGUAUCUCCCCUUCCGAUACCGAGUGCGUCGCUGGCGUUUUUCGGGGAUGCAAUGACGUAUACGACUACGCCUGAGUUGCUGAAGACGCUGGCGCCGCUGGCGGUUCCUACGCCGACGAGUGCGAGUGCUGCUACGACAAGUAGCUCUCCAUCCAUGGUGACGAGUGUGGGUGUGAGCGGUACGGCUACGGGUACUUCUCCGCCUAUGGAGAUGUUUACGGGUGCUGCGGCAGGUGGAUUGGCACCAGCGGCUGGUAUGGCGGUCGUUGGGGCGGCGGGCCUAGCUGCUAUGUUUUUCUAAGAUAUGGAUGUGCGAAGGGGAGGGUGUGGGGUAUAAUGAGCGGAAUGGUGGUGGUAUAUACAUGGGCAUGGUUAACGAGCAUUAUCUACUGCGUUCCUUUCAGCUUUUUUCUUCUUCCCUACUUUGUAAUAAUUAAUCAUAGAUACAUUAUUCGUUACAAUAUCAUGUUUUCUAGCAUCAC